Messenger RNA from Eurytemora carolleeae, 795 nucleotides. Its product is annotated as cell wall protein DAN4-like. The record is from RefSeq and is a predicted model, not a curated record. Bases 1 to 795 code for a protein of 264 amino acids. NCBI's taxonomy places the organism in Eukaryota, Metazoa, Arthropoda, Copepoda, Calanoida, Temoridae. The transcript has 3 exons.
AUGUUUAGAGAAGAUCAACAUCAGCAAACAUGUACAAAAUAUUAUAUGUUAGAUGGAUAUUAUUCCUGCACCGAUUUUCCAACUAAAACUAUAUCUUCUGCUACAACUACCACCACAGAUACUUCAACUACUACCCCAGAUACUACAACUACCACCACAGAUACUACGACUACUACCACAGAUAUUUCAACUACCACCACAGAUAUUUCAACUACCACCACAGAUACUUCAACUUCUACCCCAGAUACUACAACUACCACCACAGAUACUUCAACUACCACCACAGAUACUUCAACUACCACCACAGAUACUUCAACUACUACCACAGAUACUUCAACUACUACCACAGAUACUUCAACUACCACCACAGAUACUUCAACUACUACCCCAGAUGCUACAACUACCACCACAGAUACAUCAACUAUUACCCCAGAUACUACAAAUACGACCCCAGAUACUACAACUACCUCCCCAGAUACUACAACUACCACCCCAGAUACUAAAACUACUACCCGAGAUACUACAACUACUACCCCAGAUACUACAACUACCACCCCAAAUACUACAGCUACUACCCCAGAUACUACAACUUCCUACCCAGAUACGUCAACUACCACUCCAGAUAUCUUAACAACUUCCUCAGAUACUACAACUACUACCCCAGAUACUAAAACUAUUACCCCAGAUACUACCACCACUACACAAAAUACUACAAUUACAACACAAGAAACAACAACAGCAGCAACAGCAACAACAACAGCAGCAACAGCAACAUCAACAGUGUUUUACGGGUGA